Molecule: messenger RNA, 5746 nt
Organism: Limulus polyphemus (Atlantic horseshoe crab)
Lineage: Eukaryota; Metazoa; Arthropoda; Merostomata; Xiphosura; Limulidae
Product: sodium- and chloride-dependent GABA transporter 1-like
Exons: 14
Coding region: 204-2078 (624 amino acids)
Biological process (GO): sodium ion transmembrane transport
Cellular component (GO): membrane
Source: RefSeq, a predicted model, not a curated record
UUCUGUUGAGUAACUCGUUAGAUAGAAAGUAUGGUUCAGGGCGCGAGCUGAAGUAACAAAGUGUUUCCGUGUUUUCACAACAAGAAAUUACUCCCGUGUCUCAUAAUCGCUCUACCAGUCUUGUCUCAUAUGGCCGUUGAAGAGUGACUACCCAGUUUUUGUUGACAGACCUUGUUACGAAAGGAACCUCGAACGAGUUCACCAUGGCGGACGAUGACAAAAGCGUGUUGAACACUAAAACCUAUUCUGCUAAUUGUGAGUCUCCUCCAGAAGCGACAGAAGAAAGGCCUGUUGUUGAAGGUGUAACACCUGCUGUGGUACCCAAAAAUGCAGAAGAUGAACUUCCUGAAAGAGGAAACUGGGUUGGAAAGUUGGACUUUAUUAUGUCAUGCGUCGGUUAUGCCAUUGGCCUCGGUAACGUCUGGAGGUUUCCAUAUUUGUGUUACAAAAAUGGCGGAGGCGCCUUUUUAAUACCGUACCUUCUGACGUUGUUCUUUGCCGGAAUCCCUACGUUUUUCUUGGAAACUUCGCUCGGUCAGUUCCUGGGUGUGGGGGGUUUGGGAGUGUGGAAAAUAUGUCCAAUAUUCAAAGGUGUGGGUUACGCCGCAGCUGUCAUGGCCUUUUGGUUAAAUUGUUACUACAUAGUAGUCUUGGCAUGGGCCAUUUAUUACGUCGUAUCUUCCCUCGACGUGGACAUCCCUUGGCGGACUUGUGACAAUUGGUGGAAUUCGAUAUUCUGCAGGUCAGAGUACGAAGAGGGAGGGCUUCCCAACUGCACCGGUAAUGCAGAGAUGGACCCUCCAAUAUGUGCUUAUAACCUUUCGGACCAUACAAUCUUCAGAAGUACAGUGAAGGAGUAUUGGGAACACAAUGUGUUGCAGAUUUCUAAUGGGUUAAACGAACCUGGUGAAAUUCGGUGGCAACUGGCAAUAACCCUGGCUGUAGCUUGGAUCCUCUGCUAUUUUUGUAUUUGGAAGGGAGUAAAGUGGACCGGUAAAGUGGUGUACUUCACGGCUUUGUUCCCAUAUGUUUUACUCUUUAUUUUACUGAUUCGAGGACUGACGCUACCUGGCUCGAGUGAAGGAAUCAAAUUUUAUGUCAUGCCAAAGAUGGAUAAAUUAUUGGAUUCAAGUGUAUGGAUCGACGCUGCAACUCAGAUUUUCUUUUCUUAUGGCCUCGGCCUUGGAUCUCUGAUCGCUCUGGGAAGCUAUAAUAAGUACAACAACAAUGUUUACAGGGAUGCCUUAAUCGUUUCGUGUAUCAAUUCAGGGACAUCUAUGUUUUCUGGAUUUGUCAUCUUUUCUGUAGUUGGAUUCAUGGCACACGAGCAACAUAAACCAAUCGAAGAAGUCGCUGCCUCAGGUCCCGGUUUGGCUUUUCUUGCUUACCCGUCUGCGACGAUGAAGCUACCCAUAUCUCCUCUUUGGGCAGUUCUGUUUUUCUUGAUGAUAAUGAUGCUAGGAUUGGAUAGUCAGUUCUGCACUAUGGAAGGAUUUAUUACAGCCAUAGUGGACGAAUGGCCGCGAUUGCUGCGACCCCACAAGGAGAUUUUCAUCGCAGUAGUUUGUUUGAUAUCAUACAUCAUUGGAUUGGGUUUUGUGUCUCAGGGUGGUAUGUAUGUUUUCCAACUUUUCGAGUACUACGCAGCCAGUGGAUUUUCUCUGUUGUUUCUUAUUUUCUUCGAAGUGGUAUCUAUUUCGUGGUCAUAUGGAGUAAAUAAUUUCUUCAAUGAUCUGAAAGGAAUGAUUGGAUAUUACCCAUGCUUGUGGUGGAAACUGUGCUGGGUAUUCUUUACUCCAGCAAUCUGUGGGGGCGUGUUUUUGUUCAGCUUAGUACAGUAUAAACCUUUGGAUUACAUUGGAUACGUGUAUCCUUGGUGGGGCCAGAUGAUUGGUUGGAUGUUAGCCUUAUCCACAAUGUUAUGUAUUCCAGGAUACGCAAGUUAUAAAAUUAUUGUAACUCCGGGAACCUUCAAAGAGCGUUGUAAGAAGCUGUUCCGACCAGAUAUUGAUAUCCAGACUGAAAUAAUAGAAAGAAAACUACGAGAGGGCAGCAUGGCUACAACAACAGCAGUUUGAACUGUUACCAAAAAGACAAAUUGAUUUUGUAGGGGAGACGUGGAUAACUUUUGGCAAAAUAAUGUAGGAAGCCCGUAAAUGAAAUAGAAACCUGUUUAUAGAAUGGUGUUUCACUUUCCGUAGGAUUGUAGCCAAUGGAUAUAUUUGGAUAACACUUAAAGCUUCACUUUUUAGCUAUUAGAUGGCGCCCAAGUUUCAACGAUGGAACUAAUUUGUUUGUUCAUAGAGACUGUACUUAAACUGAAGGAAACGUCUUUUAGAUAAUAUAUACGAUAUGUAUUUGUACACCUUUACAAAAUUUUGCAUAUUACUUCAUAUCUGUGUUUCAAUAUAUAAUAUUUAGAUGAAUAGGUACAUGAAUAUUGUGAUUUCAUUGAAACAGGAAAGUUUCAUAUACUAUACUGAUAUUUAACCCAAAUAGCUCAUAAACUCUCUGUAUAACCCGAUUUUUUAGCUCAUUCUGUAUGUGUUUUGCUACUCUGUCAGUAACGAAACGAUGCUGAACCGCUAAUGUCUAGUUUGUUGUAAACAGUGAAACGCUAUAUUAACAAUAAUUGUGUACUGUAUUAUGAAAAUGUACACGUUCUAACUCACGACGUAUAUAUUAUUGUUACCACAGUCAUUUCAUAGCUCAUGAAGUGUUGCUUAUUGUGAACAUAAAACGUCACAUAUUCCAUGAUGUGUUGUUUAUUGUUAGAACGUAAUUUAUUCUGAGUAGUGAAACAUCAGAUAAAUAUCACAUAUUAUAUUACAUAUGGUUUUGUGAGCAAGUGAAACGUCACAUAUCACAAUACAUGUAGUCUAUUGCAAACAGCGAAAUGUCACUAUUACAGCAUGCGCAGAUUAUUGUGAACACUGAAACAUCACAUGCCCCAUGAAGUGCAGUUUACUAUCACAGUAUAACUCAGGGGAUUAUAAAUUAUUUUACCAUUGAACGACAUGUAAUCUACGAAGUGUAGUUUAUUUUAAGUGAAAUAUCACAUCAAAUACAGUUUAUUGUGAAUUUUGAAACGUCACAUAUCACAGAAAGUGUAUUUAAUUUUAAAAAUUGGAACACUGGACAAGCCAUGAUGUUUAGUUUAUCCUAAGUGAUUAACGUCAUGUGUUACUCGACAGGCAGUGGGAGGUAAAACGUAGAUAUCAAAUCACGUAUACGUUUGGUGUUAAUUAAGCGUUACUUGUUACAUUACGCGUAUUUGAUGUAAGUUAUUACAUGAGCGUACUUUAUUCUGACUAGUAAAGUCAUACAUAAUAUAUGAUGUGUAUAGUUUUCUGUGUAUGUGUUUUGACGCAACGUUAUAAUUGGUGUUUGUAUACACAGUAUAUGUGUGUAUAUAUAUAUUGCGAUUCCAAUUUAUUAUUUUAUAUUUGGACGUUAUUAAAUUACUAUAUAUAUAUUGCUAUAUUCAGAUAGGGCGUUAAUUAGGAGAUAUCAGAGAUUUAAGUCAAAGUUAGAAGUUUUUAAGCAUUUUUCAACGUUAACCUUUAGCCUGCUUCCCUUUAGCUAAACAUACUUAGGCUAAUGAAAUGUCAUGGAUAAACAAUGCUCAUGUGGCUCAAACUACGAAUCAUAAAUAUACAAAUCAAAGUUUAAGGUCAGAAGUCUUUCUCAAGUGUUAGGCUCUUACUGUUAGUUUAUUGUUAAAACUUCUUAUAGCUGAUAGCGCGUCUGACUGCUGAGAGUUUUAUUGUACGUGAGUUUUUGACACCUAACUGUUUAUUCUCUGGGACAUGCCACGAACAGAAUUGGCACACUUUUCCUUCACGAACUGUUUCGUUGGAUAGUUUACAGGAAUCACAUUUUCUACAGCAGUGAAAUUGAUUAGUGCUUUGUCUCGAGUCACAUGCAAACCAUAAGUAGAAAUAUGCACGUGCUUUGAAAUGGAAAUAAAAAUUUCAAAUACUAAGUUCCCUUGUUUUUUUUCAAAGGGUGUUGUAAACCCAUUAUGUUGGGCAAGCCCUCAUUACAACCCAUUGCCGACCACCAUUGAUUGCAUGGAAAUAACCACAGAAAUCUCUGUAGAACUAUUAGUUAAUUUAUUAUUUACUUACUCAGUUCGUGUUUAUGUGAUGAUUUGCGUCUUCCUUUCCCCCCUCUGUUUUGCAUAUCGUUGCUUUUGAUAUAUAUUGUUUUGUAUGCGUGCCCUCCCGUUCUUUACUUGUAGAUAGAAACAGUCUUUGAACUAUUUUAAUCAUAAAUCAUACACCUUUAAAUCCUUUUGUUAUAUGCUAUGAAACAGUUUUAUGGCUUGCUAAUUAUUAUGGCCUUCUUACAAAGCUUAAUUUACAUCAUUCUCUGCUUUGAAAAACAAAAUAAGGUAAUGCACGACGUACAAAGAGAGAGAUUUUGAGUGUAGUUGUGAAGCCUUAUUUAAAAGUUAUCGUGCUACUACGUUAAUUUCAUCAGAUACAUUUGGUAGUUUAUUUACAUUAUGUCUCUUGAUGACAUUGGCUAAUAUAACAAUUUUUAUCUAUUUAUAUUUUUGCCACGAUAGACAGACACGAUUGAUAUAAACAAACGAGCCAACAAGUAAAAUUAAAAUAUAACAUGUUAACGAAUCAUGUGCUUUGGGAUGGUUUUAUUUCACUUUCAAAGUUAUUUAGCAUAGAAGAUUUAUUUUAACCUUUAAUCAUAAAUUCUGGGUUAGGAGCUUAUUUGAUAGUCUAAACAAUGGAGUUCAAGCUGUUUAACCCGCGAAUCAUAUGUUGAUAAGCGUCUUGUAAAGUGUUGAGUGAUAGUAAUACUUUAUGGAAAGUCAAAUGUUCUAUGUUUGUUUGUGCGUAAUAUUUUAUCAGUUACAACAUAGGUUAACAUAUCAACUAUUUCUUAUUGGGCUUGGUGUUCUAUGAAGCAAGUUAUACGGGAACUGCUUCACCACUAGACGGUGUUAGUCUUCCAUAAAACAAUAUUGUUAACAUAUCAAUUAACAGUAUAUACACACACACACAUAUAUACAUACGUAUUUAACAUAUACAUGUUCGUGUGUGUUAUUAAGGUUUGUAGUUUUACAGAAAUCUUUAAUGCUUGUUUCAAUAAUUCGGCAUAAAGCCGUGAAUUUACAGUUUCAACCAAAAGUUCGUAUGACUGACUGUGCGACUAACUUAUUACUUUAAUAUACAGAUUUUUAUGAUAACUAAUAUAAUAAAUAUAUUUAGUUUCAACCAGAACAAAAUCUUUAAAAAAAAAGUUGUUUUGAAAAUUCCAUUUUUAGAAAACGAUCAUCAGUACGUUUUUUCUUUAACUUUUUGAAAUCAGUUUUUUGUUUACUAUAAGCCAUAUGCCACGCUGGUACAAUGGUAAGUCUGAAGGCUUAUAACGCUAAAACGGGAUUUCGACACCUGUGGUUUCCAUAGUACACUAAGGCACUUGUGUAGCUUUGUGCUUAACUGCAAACAAAAGAAAACUUUUAAGUUAUGAGAUGUAAUAAAAAUUCAUAUUUUGAUUCAUUUCAUUUUCAAUCCAAACUGAGCAUUUUGUUUCUAUGAAAUUAUGUCUAGCAUAUGGGAAACCAUUUCGACUAUAUGAAGUAGUAAUUUCAUUUGAGGUGAAAUACUUCACUUAGAGUAACCUAAAACGAUGUAUCUGCACAUGUUAUUAUUGGUAUUAAUGUUUGUAUAUUUAUUGUAGGUUCGUAUCUUUUGCUAUUUUGUGACAAAAUAAAUUUGUU